Messenger RNA from Nicotiana attenuata, 888 nucleotides. Its product is annotated as heavy metal-associated isoprenylated plant protein 20-like. The transcript has 6 exons. Gene Ontology annotation, molecular function: metal ion binding. The record is from RefSeq and is a predicted model, not a curated record. NCBI's taxonomy places the organism in Eukaryota, Viridiplantae, Streptophyta, Magnoliopsida, Solanales, Solanaceae. The coding region runs from base 148 to 888 and encodes 246 amino acids.
CCCACCCACACGCUCUUAUAUCUUCUUCUGAGAAAAUAGAAAAGGGAAUAAUUUAUAAGAGGUAAGAAACAAAAAAAUGGGGUUUAUGUAUCAUAUAUCAUAAAUAUGUGAAGUUUCAAGUAAAAGAAAGAGCAAAAACACAAAACCAUGCAGACAGUUGAAAUAAAGGUAAAAAUGGACUGCCAUGGCUGUGAAAGGAAAGUCAGAAAUGCUGUUUCCUCCAUGAAAGGUGUGAAAUCAGUGGAAAUAAACAGAAAAGAUAGCAGGGUGACAGUGACUGGUUAUGUAGAAAAAAACAAGGUGUUAAAGAAAGUACAGAAAACUGGAAAGAAAGCUGAAAUCUGGCCAUAUGUUAAAUAUAAUUUAGUAUCAAAUCCUUAUGCUGUUGGAGUAUAUGAUAAGAAGGCACCUUCUGGUUAUGUCACGAUUGAUCCUCAAGCUCUUCAAAUUCCAAAUACACCUUCUGAGAUAUUCACUUCUAUGUUUAGUGAUGAAAACCCUAAUGCUUGUUCAAUUAUGUAUUCGAUCAAUAUUAGCUAUACGGGUCGUCGCGGUGGAGACUCACGCUAUGCGCCAGUGGCUCGUAAUGCUACAGACGGGCUACGACGGGGUCGGGGAUGUUCAGCAUUGUCUCAACGUAUCGUCCAGACUGAAGAUGCAGAGCAUCAAGGGGAGUCAGAAGAACAAUUUCAGAUUCACAGAAGGCCUAUUCAGCGUGGGUAUCAUGGUUGCGGCAGAACAGGGUGCUUCAGAGGUAAUGCGGUGGCUUAUGAGCUUCUGGGCCAUGUGGUAUGUGUUAAGAUCAUCUGUAUUUGGGCCUUGACUGGGAUUAUUGCAUAUCGACUAUCUGAAGGAAUGGGUCAAUUCAGUAGUGUUGGGCCAGCAUAG